CUUUACCGUUAAACAGAUUCUCAAAAUAAUAUUGCUUAUUUUUCACUUUUCAGACAAUAUGCCACAAACAUGCCGCUAUUCGUUUGGACCGAGUAACCAAGGCGCUGGAGGUGAUGGACCUUUGCUCGACCACCGGCGUCAUCGUCGAUCAACGGACAUUAGAUCCUCUUGUCUGGACAGCGUUUGGUGAUCACAAUCGAUUAGUGUUUGGCUCGGUGGUAGUUACUAUCGAAGUCAAUCGCCCAAUCACAUCCACCGGCCAGCAAGAGGAGCUCUUCCUGGAUGAAGACUCUAUGGACGUUAUCGAUUGCAGUAUAGAUGAAUCACUAGUAGCUACCUCGAGAAAAGCGCCAACAACAACAUUACAAAAUGAAUCACAAAGACCCUUCGCCGCCAUUCACAGUUCGGCACCCGUCCGCACCGCCGCAGAAUCAGCACACGAUGCCAAAGAUCGUCGCAGUAGUCUUUUUGUCGCAGAAACCCAACAGCUCGAUACUAGUUCCCGGUCAAGGGUUGCUGAUGAAAUGUUGUCGAAGUCCAAGGAAGAUAAUGUUGCAAAACAGCAAGAAGCAACGGUCGCAAGGCAGUUUCACUUCGAAGAGGAUGCCAGCUUUGAUGAUUUCUUUAUUCCCGAAACGCAACAAGCGGAAGAAGAUGUGGAGAAUCCCCUGCCGAAAAAUGGUUCCAGCGAUUCCACAGUCGGUGUUAAAGCGUCGGGUCAUGCUGUUUCGGAGAGCAAUAAUACUCAGGAUGAGGAAUACAUUCAGCUGACCGCGAUGAACGAUAAUGAUGAUACCAAUAGCAAUGAUGCGCUUUUUAACAACAAAUACGUCGAAGCAUCACAAAAUCUGUUGGAUUCAGAAGCGGGCGCGCUAUUCAAUUGCGGUGUAGCGAAUGAUGCCGCUGUUUGCAAGCGUGUUGGAUCCAUACUUCCCGAUCGCUCGGUCGAUUCGAUAUCGUUUAUCGAACAUCGUCACAAUACGACUAAAGAUAUGAGCCCCAUCGAAUGGAACGAAUCUCGAGUAGCAGAGAAUCACGAUCAAUUGCCGUUAAAUGGCACGGUCACGAAAACUUCAACCGCUGUACCGUCAGGUGUGCAAGCAAUUGCCGAGCCGGAUGAUCGGUCGAUUACACCUGAGCUGAACUUUGAUAAGCCAUCGGAGGGAAACGAUGCUGGACGUAGUGGAUCGACAACACCUGAUCUCCUGUUUACAAACAUUCCCCAGCCGGUCCAGGCCAGUGUAGACAUUGCAUCCAAGGAAUCGCAAAAGAAUUCAAGGGAGACCCCAACAAUUGAUUUUGCUGGAGAACAAGAAGAUCAGGAGUCGUUGGAGAUACCUCGGAAUCAGGAAGGUUCGCUGCCUCAACAACCAAAGUCACCUCUUGCAGCGAUUGGUGCUUACAAUCUUGAAACACAGGCGUUGGAAGUGGAUGAAGCGGGGAUGGCGCCUGAUGAAGAUGCGUACAACAUGUUAACCCAACCUAUCAGUAAAACGGUUUCAACGUCAUUCGCAAUGCCACGAGUUCCAGUUCGUGUUUCAUCGUCAUCAGUGAACAGGUCGUGCAUAAGACUACAAGAUACAAUUGACGAGGGUGAUUUACUUACGCAACCGCUAAGUCCUCCCAGAUUUGAUAUGGCGGCAAAAGUUACGAGUAGUGUAAGUGUGAAGGCUACAGUACAUUCGGCAAUGGAUGUGGAUGAUCUAGUGACUCAGCCACUAAGUCCACCGAACCGUUCCCGAAAAGCAAAUUUGGAAAAGAGCAAAUCAUCGCCGGCGAUUAAUGAAGACGAUCUGGCAACCCAAGCUCUCAGUCCUCCCAGAUGUGUUCCACUGCCAAGACGAGUUGCAGUUAAGAAUGUCCAAAGGAAAAACACUUCCGUCUCUGAACAAAGUAUAUACGAUGUACAGACGCAACCCAUGGCUCCUACACCAAGCAGCAGCUGCAAAUUGAACAGGAUGGUGCCUUAUGUUGUGCUGACGGACAUCAAACAUCUCGGGUUGGUCAAGAAAAUGGAGCAUGACCCAUAUGAAGUUGCUACUCAACAGUUGUUGGAGAAUGUGCACGGGAACGUGUAUGAUUUACAAACACAACCCCUGCUAGGAACAAGUAAGGUGGCUGGAAACGGGAGUUUGAGCGAAGAAAACAGGACGAACGUAGAUGAUGCAGACUGUACGGUACCGUUGGUGAUUGAAUCGCAGUAUCUAGCUGACAAAGAUGAACCCAACGUGUCUAUGUUCAAUCCUCAAAUCAAUAGCACUGUUCGCCAUUCACAGAUUUUCCAGCGACCUAACGAUUGUGUGCAGAAGAAUUUGGAAAUAUCACCUUCGUCCAACAAAGAGAACCGAACGGGUGAUGAUCGUUCUGGUACCCGCAGUGAAAGUGACGAUGAUACUGAUGUCGAUGAUAUCUAUCUGGCGUCAACGUUGCCGAUUGGUGAGCUGAUCACUAGCAAAAGUGAUUCCAAAGCAAAGACGAUGAAUCCAAAAACUGUCGGGAAAAGCAAACACGCCGAUGCGUUGUUCCAAGUACCGGCCAAAGUAGAAAAUACACCGAAAGCGCCAAAACGUAAGCCUUCCGAUUUGGAAGAGUUUCUCACUCCGGAACAUCCUCUGUUAGCUCUUCCCAAACCGGUCAAUAUUCUGUCAACGACGAAUGACAUUGCGGAAAUGGCGAUACGAAAUCGUUUCCCGAACAAAGCUAAACUCCAGUACCCGUUCGGCGAUGGUAGCAGCAGUGAGGACGAUUCCAAUGAUAAGGGCAUAUUUAAGAAGACCAACAGAAGUAAAGAAUUCGAACGGGAGCUCGAGAAGGCGAAAGAAGAUUCAGCACGGAUUAAGCAGCUUCAGAAAGAGGCUAGCGCGAAAAGCGGUCCGAUUAAGCACAGUCGUUCCAAACGCAUCGACGUCAAAGAACCAGUUAUGGAAGGCACUACAGAGGAUAAUCGUGCUAGUAAAUCAUCGAGUAGAAAUAAAGCUACAAAAGCUACGAAGAAGGAGAAGGAAGACGGGACGGCACGAAAAGAGCGAAGCGUUUCAAAGGAAAAGGAAACCAAACCAAGUCGAACAAGGUCAAUGAACAAUGCCAGGCCAGUAUAUAAAGAGGAGAGCAGUAGCGACAACGAGGACGGCGACGAUAAAACGAAAGUUCCUGUUCGUAGCGGUCGCGUUAUCGAUCGCGAGAAACCGAAAGCGCGGGUGGAUCAGUCAGUUGAGUACUCAGGGACCAACGUUACAACCGAGAGUCUUCCCAAAACACGCGGACGGAAAAGAAAGGAUGUUUCGACUGACAAAGAAAGAGAUGUACAGUCGGAACCGAAGGCACCAACGAGGGUAUCGAAACGCCAGAAAGCUGCCAACCCACGGUAUAAGGAUGAAAGCGAAACAACGUCGACAAGAAGAGUGCACAGCAAGGUAGAUAGUUCGGUUCCAAAUGGGAAACCUUCUUCAAUUCUGUUCGGGGAUAUGCUGAGUGGGUAUAGCAGCUCAAAUAGUGGUUCGGCGAGCGAUGGAUCUAAACGGUCGACACGUGCCGCAAGCAAUCGAGCCAUGAUCAUGUUUACCAGGAUCAAUGAUAAGCUGUACAGAGACAGUGUCCUUCGUGCUGGCUGCAAAGUAGUGGACAUACCGGAGAUGGCAACAAUCCUGGUGACGGACCGUGUUGCUCGUACGUGCAAAUUUCUGUGUGCCGUCGCCAGAGGAAUACCAAUCGUGGGACAGUCGUACUUGGACGCAUUAAAGGCCGUCAGCAAUGGCAGUGACGUCGGGGCAGCUGUCGAUCCGUGGCAGCAUAUCUUGUUAGAUCGGGAGUCGGAAAAGCGGUACAAAUUCGAUCUACACCAAACACUUCUGAAGGCGCAACAAGCUAAACUCUUAAGCGGGUACACCGUUUUCGUCACCUCAAACGUACAUCCGCCCGCUACAGAGAUCUUCCUGAUGCUUUCCUGUGCUGGAGCGAUACCAUUGAAGAAUCCCAGCAGUAGUAGGGCGCCUAAAGAUGCCCACAAGACGUUCGUUAUUUCCUGUCCCGCUGAUGCCGUCUCGUGGGAGAAGUAUAGGGAAAAGUACCCGACAAUAGAAAUCGUUUCGACGGAGUGGCUCAUGUGCUCGCUAAUGCAAUAUUCGAUUUCGUUCAAGAACCAUCGAUUACUGUAAAAUGGCGAGGGCGCUAUUAGGGCACGUUGUGUGCCUCAUAAUUUUGUUGCAGUUUUUAUUUCGACUUAGUUUUCACUCGGAUUGACGUGACGUAGUACAUCACCAUUUUAGAAUUGUUCACACCAGCACGUGUCUAUGUGCCGUGUAUGUUUGUGGUAGCGCUCCCUUUAAUGUUAUAUUUAAAUGGUUACAUUUCUGGUUCUUCUGUUUGAGUUGCCAAUAAAAUCCAUGCGGGAGCUGGCUUGCAUCAAGCCGUUGGAUUUGAAUCGAA
Anopheles aquasalis is the source of this 4425-nucleotide messenger RNA. Its product is annotated as mediator of DNA damage checkpoint protein 1-like. The record is from RefSeq and is a predicted model, not a curated record. Lineage: Eukaryota; Metazoa; Arthropoda; Insecta; Diptera; Culicidae. Gene Ontology annotation, cellular component: MLL3/4 complex.